Molecule: messenger RNA, 1170 nt
Organism: Aspergillus sclerotioniger CBS 115572
Lineage: Eukaryota; Fungi; Ascomycota; Eurotiomycetes; Eurotiales; Aspergillaceae
Product: putative RING finger protein
Exons: 3
Coding region: 275-1111 (278 amino acids)
Biological process (GO): ubiquitin-dependent protein catabolic process
Cellular component (GO): cytoplasm
Molecular function (GO): ubiquitin protein ligase activity
Source: RefSeq, a predicted model, not a curated record
GGGCACAGCAGCGGCAUCAUCCAGCCACGGCAGCAAACCCUCCGUCUUGUCGACUUCUAUAUCCUCCGGGCUCCAAUCCCCGCCGCGAGAAUCCUACGGCAGCCUCACCAGCUUGUCCGGUGUAUACCUGACAAAUCACACCCGGAACAGCUAAGUGCCCCCAAGCUGCCAGACACUUCAUCCUAGAUAAUGUUCAGCUGCGCCGCUCCUGAUCUCUCGGAAUGACCAUCGAAUGACUCAAGCUGAGCGGUGAAAAGUUGGUCAGACUGGCGUCAUGGCGAACAGGAGAAGAAGCAGCAUGGUCGAGAUCUCCUCUGCUGCGCUCCUGGGCUAUCUAGCGCCGGUUUGCGUCGCCUUUGUUUUCUUCUGCGCUUGGGUCUUCAUCGGCGCCCGUCGUCGUCGUCGCCUCACUCGCUAUGCCUACGAGGACCCCGAAACUGCCCCCCUGGGAUCCGACAGAGUCACCAUCUCACAUGCUGUUGUUGAUGAACGGUUCCCCAAAGUCCCGUAUAAGAAGUGGCGCGAUCAACAACAGAAAUCAAAAAGUCCGUUGUCGUCUACCGUGGAGCCGCCCCCUCUUCCUCCUCCUGAACGCUCGCUUGCGUCCCUUCAGGCAGGUGUCGAAAUAAACGAUAAGAAUCAACCCCCUUCGUCCGAGACUACUGGUCCUGCUUCUUCGAGGGAUAUUGAACGAGAUAGCGGCGAUAAGAAGAAAGACACCUUGGACAUGAGAAGCGAGAUACUCAAUCCUAUUCCCGAAAUCAACGAAUCCCAAAUCCAACCUCAAUCUAACAAUCCUCCCAACGAAAACAAAAACAAAGAUGCGAUAUCAGAAUCAGAAGACGACCCAACCCGCAUGUGCGCAAUCUGCAUGGAGCAAUUCACCCCCGACGACGACAUCCGGGCCCUAACCUGUCAACAUAUCUUCCACUCGGGGUGUUUGGACCCGUGGCUUACGAGACGACAUGCUUGUUGUCCGUUAUGUAAGAUGAGUUAUUGUACCAGGGGUCGGGGCGAGAAUGGGACUGGGAUUGGGAUUGGGAAUUGGAAUUGGGGAAGAGGGGUUUCGGUGACGGCGCCGGAGGCGGUGGUUGUUAGGGGGAUGUUUUGAUUUAUUUAUCUAUCCUUGCUUUCUUUUGAGAUGUGGGGUUUCUUUUGUUUGGUGUUGGG